AUGGCAAGUCUCGACCGCGCUAGUGAUAGGGCCACUUCAAAAUCUGGUACAAGCAAACGGGGUACACCUAACAAAAGAUGGAAGACAGAGUACGAUAAUUACUUGAUUCCAUUACUUGUGGAUCAAGUUUCAAAAGGACUUAAAUGUGAUAAGUCGUUUAAGAGGGAAGCGCUUAUGCAUGUCUGCACUUAUCAUGUUAAUGUUAAGUUCAACACGGAAUAUACUCCUGAGAAUGUGGAGAACCACUAUAGAACAUUGAAAGCGCGAUAUGCUGAGAUAAAAAAAGUCAAAGACUUGAGUGGUGCAGGGUGGGACGAUACCACAAAGACCAUGAUUCUCGAACCUGUUGUGGCGUUCACAUACAUAGAGGAUCACCCUGCUGCACGACCAUACAUUAACAAACCAAUUGAAAACUAUGAAGCCUUAAAGAUUAUUUGUGGAGAAGACUAUGCAACUGCUUCCUAUGCGACAUCUAUGUUUUCUGAGUUCGGAGAUAGAUCUGAAAAUGAAGACAACAACCUUGAUAAUGGCGACACAACUCCACUAGAACAUCCUAGUGACGAUGACGACGAUGACCAUUCUGCCCCCCAAGUUGUUAGUAGUCCAGCUACAUCAUCGACCCCUAGAUCGCAACGGUCAAAUAGGAGCCAGAAAGGUCCAUCAAUGAGUGACCUCCUAGUUGUAGUGGGUGAAAUGGCUGAUGCCAUUAAAAACCCAACCCACUGGACUGAGUACUUGUAUACGAAGGUGAUGGAGGUUGAGGGAUUUGAUGAGGCCGUGCUCGUUGAUGUGUUUGACUAUCUUCAAUUACGUGAAGGACAGGCCAGGGGGCAUGGUUGGUAUGGCGAUGAUGAGUACAAGAGCUGUGACUAUUUGCAUAGAGGUUUGGUGGUUUAUCUUUUGCAGGUUUGGUGGUUUAUCUACUUCUGUUGGAAGUUCAAGAAUGUUAACUUGUAA
This is a messenger RNA of Dioscorea cayenensis subsp. rotundata (Guinea yam), 957 nucleotides long. RefSeq lists its product as uncharacterized. The coding region runs from base 1 to 957 and encodes 318 amino acids. NCBI's taxonomy places the organism in Eukaryota, Viridiplantae, Streptophyta, Magnoliopsida, Dioscoreales, Dioscoreaceae. The record is from RefSeq and is a predicted model, not a curated record. The transcript has 5 exons.